AUGCCUCCUCUGUCGGCAUACACUUCGUUUGAGUCCCUUCUCUUCUUCCAGUCUCUGGCGACUUUGGAUUCCCGACCGACAAGCUUUGGGUCGAUUUCCACGCUCCUGCGCAACAACCAGCUUGUACGCGACAAUGUAGAGUUCGAUGCCGAUCGGCUCACCCCAGAGGCCCUGGAAGAUCUGUAUGCGACGUUGAUGCGCGAUGGCUUCAGUGUGGACAGUGCGACUUUGGCCGAUACUCGCCCGACUGCCAUAUCCAGCCCACCCAAUCCGAAGAAGCGCAAAAUCUCCAGCCCACGACCAACAGAAUUGGCUGAUGGAUUAGCUCAUGCCACGCUCAUCCCGGACGUUGUGGCGCAUCUCUACGCCAAAUACAAAGAGCUGGUAACAAAGGAAAUCAGAGAAGAUGAGAAGAAAUACUCGGAAAUCAGGGCGGAACUAGAACGGCUACAGGAGGAGGAUGAGAAGGACAGACCUGGUGUAGCCGAAGCUACGCCUUCGAAAGCCCCGAAGGCCGCAAAACCAGUGCCGACCGAACCAACGGGCAUUGAUGUGAAGAAAGAGACCCCGCGCCAAAACGUACCAGAGCUUACUGGCAAGCCGCUAGAGGCAACUGUUCCUGUGGCCCAGGAGAAGCCAAAAUCCGAGCAACGGCUACAGCGCAUCGAAGUAAACGUACCCCCUCCACCACAAGAUAUGCCGAAGGUCAAACCAUCUCCAUCAGUGGCCCCAUCUCCUAUUGUUUCUCAAGCACCAACACCACCACCUCAACCUCAAGGCACGCACGGGCAAGGAGCUCAACCGCAGCCGGCACAUCCCCCACUUCCAGCGAAAGCGGCCAUCCAACCUCUCGCACCCUCAGCUCAGAAAAUACCCCCUACGACACCUGCCGCAGCGCGAACUGCGCCAUCACAUCCCUCACAGAUUGCACCCCGGGCUCAUCCCAUACCACCCCCGUCAAGUGUUGCAGCGAAGACAGGCCCUGUACUACCGGCCUCUCAAAGAACCCCCGCUCAGCCGACCUUCCAACAGUGGCAGCUAGAUCCUGCUCCCCAUUCGCCAUACCCCAACAUAUCUCCAGGGACGGCCACACCCCAAACAGCACAGGCCACCGCCAAGCGACCUAUUCUUCCUCUAUCUACCAGCACACCUUUGCCAGGAGCCCAAGUCCAGGCUUCUUUUCCACCCCUCGGCCCAAAUACACCCAGUGCCGUUCCUUCCGCAGUGCACACCCCGGUUCCUAUUGGCCGACCGCGCUUGUCUCAGACCCCAAGUUCGACAUUCCCCUCCUUCUCCGAAUCACGCGCCUCUCACCCACGCUUGUCCAUUGACACUCAAGGUUCCUCGACGCCAUGGAAGAGGACUCCUCGCCUGAGCAUCCCGCACUCCCCAACAUCACCUCCACGGCCACGUCCGGAAGAUGUCAGCCCUAUCAGUGAAAGAGGUCAAUCACCCAUUGACGCGAUGGACAUGUCACCUCCACCGAGAAAAUACUCAGAAGACAAGAAGUCACGACGUGGCCAACCCGACAGCAAAGCCACACCUAUUGUUAAAACCGAGAAGCCAGGAUCCACGCGGAGGACGCGGGCCGCAAGUUCGGCUUCUUCCCCGAGCCGAGGGCGAUCCCUGGCUUCGCGGGAUGGUUCAGCUGCGCCCUCGGAUGAUACACAGCGAGCAUCGGGCCGUCGGAGGGGUGGAACUGCUGUCGCUGACGAUGAAACUCCUAAAGCACGGUCGAAACGAAAGCGCGGUGCUAGUGAAGCUCUGGAGCUAGAGCCACACCCCGCUGACAUCCCCAAAUUCGACACGACUCAAUAUGUCAUGGCCACGCGAAACUUCCACCGUACUGCAGCUCCGAUUAUGAAUGAUGUUGCAACCCACAAGCUUGCCUCCAUCUUCGGUAAACCAAUUGGAGAACGCGAUGCUCCGGGCUACCACGACCUCAUCUACCGUCCACAGGACUUGAAGACUAUCAAGUCUGCCAUCCACCAGGGAAGCAAAGCAGUUGCUACUGCAGGGGAGUCUUUAAGCACCCCAGGAGAUGGAGAAUCUCCCGCUCCGGGCGGCUCGUCGUCUAAACACGGCGUGCUAAUGCUGCCAAAAACCGAGGAUUUUGUUCCCCCUAAAGGCGUGGUGAACUCAGCACAAUUGGAGAAGGAAUUGAUUCGCAUGUUUGCCAACGCUAUCAUGUUCAACCCCAUCCCCCAGCGCGGCUUUGGUCCCGCUUUUCCCAUGUCUAGUGACCGCGACUCCCGUGAGAGCACUCAAGUCGGCGAUGGCGACGAAGGCGGUAUCAUCCAGGACUCUCUAGAGAUGUUUGAGGAUGUUCAACAGGCCGUUACUCGGUGGCGCGCUGCUGAGCGCACCGCCGAUGAGCUGGCUAAUAAGAAUGUUCUCUCCUUGCGGCGUGGCAGUGCCAGUGAUUUCAACACGGACAGUACCGAUGACGUGAAAGGAUGA
Molecule: messenger RNA, 2460 nt
Organism: Penicillium soppii
Lineage: Eukaryota; Fungi; Ascomycota; Eurotiomycetes; Eurotiales; Aspergillaceae
Exons: 1
Coding region: 1-2460 (819 amino acids)
Cellular component (GO): NuA4 histone acetyltransferase complex
Molecular function (GO): protein binding
Source: RefSeq, a predicted model, not a curated record